This is a messenger RNA of Aphanomyces invadans, 1188 nucleotides long. RefSeq lists its product as hypothetical. The record is from RefSeq and is a predicted model, not a curated record. NCBI's taxonomy places the organism in Eukaryota, Oomycota, Saprolegniomycetes, Saprolegniales, Verrucalvaceae. The coding region runs from base 47 to 850 and encodes 267 amino acids. The transcript is spliced from 3 exons.
GAACUCGUCGUCAUCUUGGUUCUCGCCGUCCCCACGAUUCGGCGGCAUGCGUCCAAGCACGAUCAAGGCCUUGUACAAGAUGCUUCUUCGAGAUGUACGAAAGAUGGCUGCUGCCCCAGGAUUCCGCCUGCGGGAGUCACUCGUGCCAGAGCAAUGGGGGCACGGCACACUGUACCCCGCGGCCCGUGACCCAACGACUGCAUCUUCGUAUCUCUCCGGUGACGAAAAGGCGCGUUGGACGAAGCUGCAGAGGUUUCUCGCUCCUUGGAGGGGACAAGAUAUUGACUUUGUCGAACUCGUGCGCACCAAAUUCCGUUCUGGCGAUCCGUCCCACCUGGACGACCUCAUGUGGGCGGUGCAAGAAGUUUCGCAUCAGCGCCUCUUGGCCGAAUCCUCCAGUGUGAACAAAACCGACGACAUCCUCAUUGAAGCCACGGGACGGUACCUUCCCCAGCACUCGGAUCCAUCGGCCAGGCGGUUUCGAUACACAUACCGCAUCCGUGUGUUCAAUGAAGGGACAAGCACGAUCCGAAUCACGGGACGACACUACAUAUUCGACCACGGCAACCAAAAACGUGAGAUUCUGCCGCGCCAUUCGCCGCAGGUGGUGGGUCUCACGCCCACGAUCAAGCCAGGUAGACUCGUCGUCGUGUCUUCUAUUCACGCGAACAUGACAGGAGAAAUGUUUGAGUACGCGAGUGGCGUCGACUUGGAGACGAUUGCGGGUUCCGUUCGUGGCUGCCUCCACGCUGUACGCGUCGAAGUCGACGGUUCGGAGACCGAGUUUGAUGCGAUCGUGGCCCCAUUUUCGCUGCAGCCGACGGUCUUGGAUGCCAUGAUGUUGCAGUAAGAAUAGACAAGUGAUCAGUAUACGUGCUCGUCUGGAGGCGCUGUGGGCAUGUCGAGGGUGCGCAGACUCAUGUCAAAGAGUGCGAGGCAGACGACUCCGACGACCCAAACGGACACCGCUAACGGCAGUCGGGCGAGCAACGGACAGAUGGCAGCUUCAGCGAUGCACGCAGCUUUCGAGAGAUUUGGGAGGUGGAUGGCCAAACUCCAGAUGAUAAACAGCCCAAGCACGACGAGCACGGCCGCCGCGGCCGCUGCCGACGAUGCUGCAUCGUGCCGCAUUGUCAAGUUGAAUCCAGCACGGCGCAACUUGAACGUAGCUGGCCAAUCCAUGCGGAA